This is a messenger RNA of Castor canadensis (American beaver), 372 nucleotides long. Lineage: Eukaryota; Metazoa; Chordata; Mammalia; Rodentia; Castoridae. The record is from RefSeq and is a predicted model, not a curated record.
UUUGCUAGAGCAGUACAGAAGGAUCUAUGAGCUUGCAUGUUUGAAGGAAGCCAGAUGCCCAGGAUGAGACAGAUGUCCAGAAAGAACUUCUGAACCCUGGACCAGAGGGACACAAAAGAGCAUGUGCACAAGCAAUGGCUCUAGAAGGACAGAAUCAAGAUAACGACAAAGAACUGCGGUGGUUCCAGGUUAAGGUCUGGUCUGUUGCUAUGACAUCCAUCUCACUGCUCACUGCCUGUUUCCUUGUGAGUUCUUUGGUGACUCACAAUAGUUCCAUGUACAGCAAAAUUGGCAAGAGGCUAUCUAAAUUAACAGAGUGUCGAAAAUAUCAUUCAAGUCUGACCUGCACCAUCAAAGGAAAGGAGGAAGAAG